Messenger RNA from Arachis ipaensis, 2422 nucleotides. NCBI's taxonomy places the organism in Eukaryota, Viridiplantae, Streptophyta, Magnoliopsida, Fabales, Fabaceae. The record is from RefSeq and is a predicted model, not a curated record.
ACGCAGAACUGGAACCAUGAACCAUAGAAGCCAUCGCAGCUUCUUCUUCACAAAGCCACAAACUCAUCUCCUCUCUUCACUUCUCUGAGAACCAUAGAAGCCACCGCAGCACCCAAUCGCGCAGCCACCGCAGCGACGGGUUUGACCACCGCAGCCCCCACCGCGUCGUUGUCAUCGCCGAGCUCGCCUUCUCUCUGUUCGCCGGUGUCGCGUCCUCUGUCAUCGCCAUUGCUCGCCUUCCACCUCGCCGCCGGUAAGUAAUACUUUGUUCGCAGUUUCGCACUUCACAGCCAUCUCCUCGGCGUCUGCUUGCUGGUUUAGGGUUUAGCAAUUGAUUUCUGAUAAUACUUGUUAUUUGUUUCAAAUUGAUUUACUGAUUAGCUGGAUUUUCUGAGGUUAUUGUUCGCUGGUUUAGUAAUUUUUGCUGAGGUUAUAGAUUUAUUUGUUAUUUCUGAUUUUCUGUUCAUGAUGUUUUUUGCUGAGGUUAUUAUUUGCUGGUUUAGUAAUUGUUUGAUGAGGUUAUUAAUUUAUUUGUUAUUCUAUUCAUGAUUUUGUUGCUGAGGUUAUUGUUUGCCACUGCUCACCUCUGUUCCACUGCUCACCGCGAACGUCUCUCCAUCGUCACCUCUGUUCCACUGCUCCAGGGCAUUUUCUGCACCAGCCCUUUUUGUUCUUCCUCCAAGAACGGGUUAGCCGGAUAAUUGUUCUUAUUUCAAAGAAGGAGUUCUUUUAACUUUCACAACAGCGUAUUCUUGCACAAAAGAGCGUAGGGACCUUGCUUUCACCUCUGUGGAACGCUCGAGCAGUCGAGCUUCUUCCCUUUGUUCUCCAGGUUCUCUCUUUUUCUGCUAAGUUUCUUGAUGAGGCUGUGGGCAUCUUCAAGGCUAGAAAUUAUGGAAGUAGCCCUCUCUAGUUGCUUGUUGAGGACCAUUGUAUUUUGAUUGACUUCAUUUAGUGAUUUUUUUCAGGUCGUGGCUUGACUAGAUGGUGAUCCAUUGUAUCUGUGAUUGCAAAAGUGUUAUGCUUUGCCAUACUCAGCUCCCCAUGAAGCUCUCAACAUUUCAAUCAACUUCACUUCAUGCUCAUCCCUCAAUUGCCACCUCCAACUGCAACUCCUCCUACUCCAUCAAAACACCCACCACCAAGUUUGCUCCAAAGGCUUCUACUUUGUGCUUAAAAUUUUCCAGAAACAACCAUUCAACUCUACGAUAUCAUGACAGAAGACUCUCGAAUAGACCCACUUCCAUCACGGCUUGUACCCAUGUUGGAGCUGCUGGAUCAGAUCGUCCAUUUGCAGACAAAGUUUCAGAAUUCAAAGAUGCAUGUUGGAGAUUUUUAAGGCCACAUACUAUACGCGGCACAGCACUAGGUUCUUUUGCUUUGGUGGCAAGAGCAUUGAUUGAAAACUCAAAUCUGAUAAAGUGGUCCCUUCUGUUCAAAGCAUUCUCUGGUCUUUUUGCCCUGAUUUGUGGGAAUGGUUAUAUAGUUGGAAUCAAUCAAAUCUAUGACAUUAGCAUUGACAAGGUAAACAAACCUUAUUUACCUAUAGCUGCUGGAGAUCUUUCAGUCCAAUCUGCAUGGCUAUUAGUUGCAUUUUUUGCUGCUGCUGGCUUGUUGAUUGUUGGAUUGAACUUUGGGCCCUUUAUAUUUUCACUUUACACGCUUGGCCUUUUUCUCGGCACCAUCUAUUCCGUUCCUCCAUUAAGAAUGAAACGUUUUCCUAUUGCAGCAUUUCUUAUUAUUGCCACGGUCCGAGGUUUUCUACUUAACUUUGGCGUGUACUAUGCCACUAGAGCUGCCCUUGGACUUGCAUUUGAGUGGAGCUCACCUGUGGUUUUCAUCACUACGUUUGUAACAUUGUUUGCAUUGGUAAUUGCUAUAACGAAAGAUCUUCCAGAUGUUGAGGGGGAUCGCAAGUAUCAGAUAUCAACCUUUGCGACAAAACUUGGUGUACGGAACAUUGCUUUCCUUGGUUGUGGAAUCUUGCUAAUGAACUAUAUUGGUUCAAUAUUGGCAGCAAUUUAUACGCCACAGUUGUAUGUUACAGGCUUUCAGGCAAUGGUUACUGAUACCAGCUCAUAUGAUUUUUGCAUCCUGCUUGAUUUUCCAGGCAUGGGUAUUAGAAAAAGCAAAUUAUACCAAGGUAAUCCAAAGCCACCAUCAUCAGAAGUACUACCAAAAGAAGCUGUAUUUGAAGAAUCAGCAACAUUAGGCAAAUCCACAUCAAGUUCCAUGUCUCCUCCAUCUAAUAAAAUAAAAUAGAAAACCAAGAAAAAAUUAAAGUUACAACUUUACAUCAGAUAUUGAGAGGAAAUGAAACAAGUUUUGCUAUUUCAAUCACCUUUAGGAUAUGAAGGCAUAGCAUUAUCCGUAUAAAUUAAAUUUUCAAUGCCUUCGAUGUCUCCAUUAGUAAAUUCAGGAU